AUGGCCGCAGUCGCUUCCAGCUCCAGCCGCGGACACACCGCAAAGGUCCUCACCAUCGGACCUGCCUGCGGCCGCAUAACAGAGCUCAUCUCAAAGGUCACGGCCAUCCAGUCAAAGCACGGGCCCUUUGCCUGCCUCCUCAUCCUCGGCGACCUCUUCACUCCAAACGGCCCCCUCACCCAGCCAGAGCUCGACCUCCUCGCCGGCACCACCUGGCUCCCCAUCCCCACCUACUUCUACCUCGGAUCCGCACCCCUGCCCCACGAGGUGCAGCAAAAGGUCGAUGCCGCAUCGCACAGGCGCACACACGACGCCCCCUUCCAGAUCGCCAACAACCUCUUCUACCUCGGCAAGUCGGGCGUCUGCCUCACCCCGCAGGGCUUCCGCAUCGCUUUCUGCGGCGGCACAUGGGACGCCACAAAGUGGGCAGAGAGCAUGCGCAACGCUACCGAGGGGCACGGUCACGACCUCGACGCAGACAACGACAACGCCGACGACCAGACCUCGCCCUACAUCACCACCCACGCCGUCCACCGCCUCCUCUCCCACCCGAGCUUCGCCCUCCCCAAGCCCGUCCCCGCCCAGACCGCCGCUUCGUCGUCGGCUGCCGCUCCGCAGACCCUCGCAGCCGCAAAGGCCCAGGCAAAAGCGGCGGCCGCAUCCGCCGCAGUGGUCAGCGAAAACGCCGCGCUCCUCGACUCGCGGCCCCCGCUCGACUUUCUCCUCACAAACUACUGGCCCUCGGGCAUCGCCCUCUUCUCCAACGCAGCGCUCCCCGACGACAGCGCACGCAUCUGGGGCUGUGCGCCGCUCGCCAACAUCGCCCGGGCCGGCGCGCCCCGCUACCACUUCGCCCUCGCGCCCGGUCCCGAAGAUGACACGACCAUUGUCGGGCUCGGCGACGAGGUGCGCCAGGUCGGCGCAUUCUGGGAGCGCGAGCCGUACCAAAACGACCUCGGCCUCGUCCCUGCCAACGCCAACGGCCGCGACCAGGGCUGGGCGUCGAGGCAGCGUACCGACGCGGCCGCCGCCACAGAGCCCGUGACGAGGUUCAUCAGCCUGGCACGCUUCGCCAAUGCCAAAAAGGCGAGGUGGUUCAUGGCGCUCAAGCUCGCGCCCGCAUCGUCGCCAUCGCCGCCACCGCCCAAGCCGGCCAACACGACGGCCUCGCCCUACUUUUCCGGCUCCAUGGCAGGCGGUGCCGGCGGGGCCAAGAGGACGGCCGAUGCGGCGGGCAUUGGCAACGGCAACGGCAACGUCGAGGGCGGCGAUCUUCCAGAGGCCGGGCCCAACUUCCGCUUCUCCCAGGACGCGCGCGGCAAGCGACGUCGCGUGGCGGGCGAGGAGCGAGACGACGGCCCGCCGCCGCCCGGAUACAAGUGCCGGAUCUGCGGGUCCGAGGAGCACUACAUCCGGCUUUGUCCGCAAAAAGGACAGGGCAAGCCGGCGCGCGACGGCGACGGAGGCAAUCGCGAUGCAGCCUCUUCGACCAGCGGAGCCGGGGCCGGAGCGGGAGAUGGAACGGGACCUCGACCGCCGCCGUCGAUUCGCGCCUCGACGAUCCUGCCGCCGGGUCUGGCCGGUCUGCCUUCGAAGCCCGCCUUUCUCCAGCGCGAGCGCCUGCUGCCGGUGGGGCCCGAGGACUGCUGGUUCUGCCUUUCCAACCCGCAGUGCGCCAAGCACCUGAUCGUGUCGAUCGGCGACGAAACCUACCUCGCCCUGCCCAAGGGUGCGCUGCCGUCGCCGACGACGACGUCGGUCCCGGGCGGGGGCCACGUGCUGAUCGUGCCGAUGUCGCACUUUGGCUCUCUCUUCGAGGCCGAGGAUGCGGCCGUGGCGGACGAGACGAUGCGCGAGACGCAGCGCGUCAAGGCGCGGCUGCGACGCUGCUUCCGCCGGUACGGCGCGACGAUGGUGUGCUGGGAGAUUGGCAAGAGCAGCCGGAGCGGGAGCCGCGUGGGGCACACCAUGGUCCAGGCCGUCGCGGUUCCGUCGGAGAUGGAGGCGAGGCUCGAAGAGGUGUUUGAGGAGCGCGCGGCCAAGAGCCGAAUGGAGUUCAUCAAGGACCCGCGCGCCGUCGAUGCCUUUUUCCAGCGUGUCGGCGAUGCUGCCGCCGCUGGUGGUGGUGGUGCGGCGAAGGAAGAGGCGGGCAUCGACUACCUGGCCCUGGAAUUGGGCGACGACAAAAAGUGGCUCCUCAAGAUCGCGGCGGGUGGGAGGUUGGCCGUCCAGUUUGUUCGACAAACGCUAGCGGCCCUCCUUGACAUUCCGGAUCGAGCAGACUGGAAGAGCUGCGUGCGAUCCGAAGACGAAGAGAAAUCCGACGUCCAGGCCUUCAGAAACGCCCUCAACGCUUCCGACGAACAGCAGCAGGACGAAUAG
This is a messenger RNA of Pseudozyma flocculosa PF-1, 2382 nucleotides long. RefSeq lists its product as uncharacterized. The record is from RefSeq and is a predicted model, not a curated record. Gene Ontology annotation, cellular component: post-mRNA release spliceosomal complex. Gene Ontology annotation, molecular function: RNA lariat debranching enzyme activator activity. Lineage: Eukaryota; Fungi; Basidiomycota; Ustilaginomycetes; Ustilaginales; Ustilaginaceae. The transcript has 4 exons. Gene Ontology annotation, biological process: mRNA splicing, via spliceosome. The coding region runs from base 1 to 2382 and encodes 793 amino acids.